Drosophila teissieri is the source of this 1431-nucleotide messenger RNA. RefSeq lists its product as uncharacterized. The transcript has a single exon. Lineage: Eukaryota; Metazoa; Arthropoda; Insecta; Diptera; Drosophilidae. The coding region runs from base 1 to 1383 and encodes 460 amino acids. The record is from RefSeq and is a predicted model, not a curated record.
AUGUGUCUGGCCAGGCAGUCCGCCCAACAGUUCGCCUAUCAGCUCUUCUCCAAGGCCACCUUCACGCAGCUGAAGGGCUACAGCUUGAUGGAGCUCUCUUGGAUGCUGCUGCGCCAAGCCGGUCGCGGAAACUACACCGCCGAAAUGCAUUUAAUGCGACAGAACCACCAGAAGCGCAUCCAGCAUGCACAGCGGGUUCUCCAGCAGGUCAUGUCUGACAGCAGCCGGCUGUACUGGCGCUGCGAUCCCGGCAGGAACGAGCAUGUGGAGGGCAAGACCUAUGCCCGUGUCACUCGUCUGCUGCAGGGCUUUGUGGAGAACGAGAUCAACCUGAAUCCGGACCAGAACUGCCGUAGCAGCUGCCCAGACUACCAUGACACCCGCUCGAGCGGCUGCUACCAGCCGGAGGAGGAGUUCUGUGGCCAGCAGCCCGCCUGCAAGGGAAGGCUCUACAACUGCAACACCAUCGAGUCCGACAUCUCGGUCUGCUUGUCCACGAACGCCUCUUCUGCCAGGCGGUAUGAGUACAUCACAUGGGAUGAUACCAGCCCGGUUUGCGAGUCCACGGUGAGGAAGCCCUCCUCCUGGUCAAGAUUGAUCUUCUGGCGCUGCCACUACUGUUUUUGCCUUUGCGAUGAGCCGGGACCCAACUCCGAUCGCUUUUUCAACCUUCGCGACUCCAUGUCGGACUUCAAGCAGAACAAAGUUGUGACUGGUGUCCGGUUUGUGAAGCGCCAGCGGGUCUUCCACUUGCAGCUGCAGCAGGGUGAGCUGCUGCCCGGAGGCGUCAUCAGGAACAGCUCGUUGGAAUGGCUGCCCGUGGAAGAGUACAACGUGACUGAUGUGGACAUACGUGAUGCCUACGACUACCACACCUUGAGCGUGGAUAGCCGAGCCAUGGACCUGGAUGAGAUUUCCGUCAACACAACGGACCAGGUGGUUACAGGAUUCCGGUUCCGUGUCUUCAAGAAACACCUGAACCUGGAGGUGCGUUUCAGUUCCUUCAACUUCUCCACCGGUCGCCUAAUCGAACCGCAGACGAAGAGCUCUUGGCUGGGCAAUCAGAACUCGCAUCUCGAGGGUAAGCGCAAGCGAUUGAUUUUGAAGGAGAGCGACUUGCCCACUGCCUCGGAGUUGCCAUCGCUGCCGCUGUCCCAGGACAACCAGUACAUGGAGUUCGUCAGCUCCAGCCAACUGAAGGAUGCGGCCCAGAACACUUUUCCCUUCGUGGAUGUGCAGGACGUGGUACCCCAACAGGCAGUGCCCCUGGCCGGGCUGGGAAUCUACUACAAGGGACGUCCCGGCUACGGCGGCUUCUUUGCCCCCAAGGUAGUGACAUACGAUUUGUCCAAGAAAUUGCUGGACCCUCGUGAAAAUCUAUAAUUUGAUCAUUUUACCAUUCAAAACUAGACUAAGAACUCAUAUGGUUUA